This is a messenger RNA of Oryctolagus cuniculus (rabbit), 1268 nucleotides long. The record is from RefSeq and is a predicted model, not a curated record. NCBI's taxonomy places the organism in Eukaryota, Metazoa, Chordata, Mammalia, Lagomorpha, Leporidae.
GCUACGGCGGCGGCAGAAGAGUGGGUGGCUUUGCGUGGGGCACAGUGGAGUUGGCGAACGGCCGGACACUUUCCUCCCUCGGCUGCCCAGGGGCUGCCCGGCCCCCAUUUCCGGGGCCUCCCACUCGACCGAGGGGGCCGAUGGAAGAGUCUCUAAGGAGGCGGCGGUGGGGAGAGGCAGCUUUUGGCAUCUGGGCGCCUGCCCCCCACGCAGCGAGGGCUGGGUUAAGGGUUCCUCGACCUCGCCACGGGGCGCGGAGGCAGCGGCGCAGCCCUGGCCUCGAAGUCCUUCCCCCAUGUCCGCGAUGGUCAAUGAAUGGUCAUUGAAGAUCAGAAAAGAAAUGAGAGUUGUUGAUAGGCAAAUAAGAGACAUACAAAGGGAAGAAGAAAAGGUGAAACGAUCUGUGAAGGAUGCCGCUAAGAAGGGCCAGAAGGAUGUGUGUGUGGUUCUGGCCAAGGAGAUGAUCCGCUCAAGGAAGGCCGUGAGCAAGCUCUACGCGUCCAAAGCCCACAUGAACUCCGUGCUCAUGGGGAUGAAGAACCAGCUCGCGGUCCUGCGCGUGGCUGGUUCCCUGCAGAAGAGCACAGAGGUGAUGAAGGCCAUGCAGAGCCUUGUGAAGAUCCCAGAGAUCCAGGCCACCAUGAGGGAGCUGUCCAAAGAGAUGAUGAAGGCUGGGAUCAUAGAAGAAAUGCUGGAGGACACUUUUGAAAGCAUGGAUGAUCAGGAAGAAAUGGAAGAGGCGGCAGAGAUGGAAAUUGACAGAAUUCUGUUUGAAAUCACAGCAGGGGCCUUGGGCAAAGCGCCCAGUAAGGUGACCGACGCCCUGCCAGAGCCCGAGCUCCCAGGAGCAAUGGCUGCAUCUGAAGACGAGGAGGAGGAGGAGGCCCUGGAGGCCAUGCAGUCACGCCUGGCCACACUCCGCAGCUAAGGCCGCCCCACGGGGUGUGCACACUCCCCCGAAGAGCUGCCUCUCUUGUUUCUCUUGCACUGCACCUCUGCCGAGAGGCGUUGCGUUUGGGAGAAGGUUCUCUGCUAGUAUCUCCUCGCUCUCUGCAGAGGCUUUGGGGUCCCCACGGGGUUGCCCUUCUCCAGGUGGUGUCAUUAAACGCAUCUCAGGAGUGAACGGCAGCAGGAUCUUCCUGGGGGAAGGCAGAGCAGUCGUUUGCUCAUCAAGCACUCUGAGACUGAAUGUGGAGGACUCUGUACAUUUGUUUAGUCUGUAGAACACUAUAUAGAGGGACUUUAAUAAAUUUCUGCUUUGACUCUUG